UAAAAUGUCAUUUGCAUUUAAGUUGAUAAAAUAUAAGUUAGAAACAUAUAAUGUGUGUAUUUAAUAAAAGCACGUGAAUUAAGUGGAAGUAAAGAAUGCAAAAUUCAUAUUCCAAGAAGAUUGUCCACUAUUGAUCUUUUCCAAAAAAUCAUCUCUGAUUUCAAAUUAGAAAGUAUUCGCAAUCAAAUAAUAUUAGCUGUAAACGAAGAAUAUAUAACUGCAGAUAUUCUUGAGCUAUCAGAGAACGACAGAAUUGCAGUAAUCCCACCACUUAGUGGAGGGUAAUCUUUAUGAUAUGGAGGCAUCAAAGAAUUUUAUCAAGUUGCAACAAGAAAAAUUGAAUGUUGCUGAUAUUAUUAAUCUGGUAGUAUUUCCUAAUUGUGGAGCAGUGUCUAAUUUUAUUGGGAUUACCCGAGAUAAUUUUGAAAAUAAAAAAGUGAUUAAGUUAGAAUAUGAAACCUUUGAAGAUAUGGCUCUAAAAGAGAUGAAUCAUAUCUGCGCUAAAAUUCGUUUACAAUGGAAUGUAGAAGGCAUUGCUAUAUAUCAUCGCAUCGGUGAAGUGCCAAUAUCCGAAGCAAGUGUUGUAAUAGCCAUUUCCUCCCCUCACAGGGAAGAAUCGUUAAAAGCAGUUGAAUAUGCUAUUAAUACAUUAAAAGCAGUAGUGCCUAUUUGGAAGAAAGAAAUAUAUGAAACUGGAGAACCACAAUGGAAGCAAAAUAAAGAAUUAAGUAAUAAUACACCAGAGGUGGAAAACGUUAUUAAGUCUACAACUCGCAAGACAAAUAAUAUUCAAGCAACUGCAAAUAUAAAUGAAGAAAUACAAGAUAACGUUGUUAUUGAUCCUAAUCACGUACAAAUCCAAGUGAGCACCAAAGAAUUAAAUCGUAGGAUAGAAUCAUUCAUUGAAAGAAAACGUCGGCAAAUAAAUAUUAUGAAUCAGCGAGAGUUUUGCUGUCACAGUGAACAGAAUGAAGAUAAUGAAAACUCUUGUGCAAGAGUAGAUGCCGUUCUCGUACAGCGCAAUGAUUCUAAAAGUCAUAUGAAAGUUCACCGAGUAUUUAACACAUGGGGACCUCAAACAGUCAAUCACUCACUUUUACACAAAGCAACAAAUAGUACAAGUCCCAAGACUGCAAACUCCUUCCCUAUAUUGGAUGACAGAAUUUCUGUGACAGAGCGUAUAUUAGGGAUUAAUAAACCCGUGCCCAAAGAUAUUUACGAAAGAUUGAAAAUUAUUGAAGAUAAAAUAUUAUAUUUAGAAGGAAUAUCACCAGAAUACAAAGAAUUUUGGGUAACGAAAGAUAUCGAUAUUUUAAAAGGCAAUAUCAAAUCUACUCAGAAAAAAAUAUAUUCUACGGCAGAAUUUGACUCUAAGUUACACAAGCUAGAGGAAAAACGACGAAAAAUAAAUUAGCGAUACUGUAACAAUGCACAAACACGUCGGAUAAUCGAUUCAUGUAAUUCACUUAUAAUUUCUAUAGUUGUAAAAGUAGUAAGUAAUAAAAAUAUAUAUUUCUGUGA
Messenger RNA from Odontomachus brunneus, 1521 nucleotides. It is a transcript of the gene Mocs2B, whose product is annotated as molybdopterin synthase catalytic subunit. Gene Ontology annotation, biological process: Mo-molybdopterin cofactor biosynthetic process. Gene Ontology annotation, molecular function: molybdopterin synthase activity. Lineage: Eukaryota; Metazoa; Arthropoda; Insecta; Hymenoptera; Formicidae. Bases 296 to 1414 code for a protein of 372 amino acids. Gene Ontology annotation, cellular component: cytosol. The transcript is spliced from 9 exons. The record is from RefSeq and is a predicted model, not a curated record.